This is a messenger RNA of Carassius carassius (crucian carp), 844 nucleotides long. RefSeq names its product sugar transporter SWEET1-like. The transcript has 6 exons. The record is from RefSeq and is a predicted model, not a curated record. Gene Ontology annotation, biological process: carbohydrate transport. Gene Ontology annotation, cellular component: membrane. Bases 146 to 805 code for a protein of 219 amino acids. Gene Ontology annotation, molecular function: sugar transmembrane transporter activity. Lineage: Eukaryota; Metazoa; Chordata; Actinopteri; Cypriniformes; Cyprinidae.
GGAAUCUAUCCACACUGAUUACAAACACGGAAAUAGAGAAGGUGGACGUCAGCGUUCCACCGGUGCAGGAUUCAUAGGCUUUAUAAAUAUAAUUUAAUUCGCUUGAUUGCAUAAAAGCACAGCUCAUUUUUCGCCUUUUCAGUCUAUGGAUUUUCUGCAGCUGCUAUCAUGUGCGUGCAUCAUAUUCACCGUCGGGAUGUUCACGACGGGAUUGACCGACUUAAAGAAAAUGAAGAGCACACAGAGUGCAGAUAACGUUCAGUUUCUGCCCUUCCUCACCACAUGCUUGAAUAAUCUAGGCUGGCUGUACUAUGGAUUAUUAAAGGGAGAUGGAACGGUGAUAUCUGUAAACAUCAUUGGGGCCUUUUUACAGACGUUAUACAUCAUCACCUACUGUCAUUAUGCCAAAGACAAGAGGCGAGUGUUCUCGCAGACACUGAUGAUGGUGAGUGUGUUGUGUGUAGGCUGGGUGUAUUUUACUGUGGUGAUUCCUUCUGGAGAAGCUCAACUCUCUCAGCUGGGCCUCGCCUGUAGUGUGUUCACCAUCAGCAUGUACCUCUCUCCACUCGCUGAUCUCUUGGAUAUUGUGCGAAAUAAGUCUGUGGAGCGCUUGUCUUUUUCCUUGACCGUGGCUACAUUUUUCACAUCCACGUCAUGGACGCUGUAUGGCCUUCAACUCCAUGAUUAUUAUAUAAUGGUGCCCAACACACCUGGCAUCUUUACUAGCCUCAUCCGCUUCUUCCUCUUCUGGAGGUUUGGAGCUUUCAUUCCAAACAAGCCCUCCUAUAAACUGAUCCAAAUCUGAGAGAGGAUUUCGAUUUUGACUAAAUGUGAUUGAAUCUAA